This is a messenger RNA of Seriola dumerili (greater amberjack), 6926 nucleotides long. It is a transcript of the gene gli3, whose product is annotated as GLI family zinc finger 3. Gene Ontology annotation, biological process: regulation of transcription by RNA polymerase II; smoothened signaling pathway. Gene Ontology annotation, molecular function: DNA-binding transcription factor activity, RNA polymerase II-specific; RNA polymerase II cis-regulatory region sequence-specific DNA binding. The coding region runs from base 180 to 5108 and encodes 1642 amino acids. The transcript is spliced from 15 exons. Gene Ontology annotation, cellular component: nucleus. The record is from RefSeq and is a predicted model, not a curated record. NCBI's taxonomy places the organism in Eukaryota, Metazoa, Chordata, Actinopteri, Carangiformes, Carangidae.
CCAGGCAACUCCAGAGGCACAUCUGCAACUUAGGAAGAGGAGAAGAAGAAGAAGAAGAAGGAGGAAGACAAAUCAUUUAUUUUCUGAGACGAAUCAAAAGCCAGUCAAGAAUUAGAGGAGGAAAACACCCAGAAAGAAUUAUCUCGUCUCCAUGAGGUGCUGAGGAAUGAGCGAUCGCCAUGGAAAACCAAUCCCAGGCCAGUUCAGCAGCUGAGAAGAAGAAGCGAGUGGAGACCAUCGUGGCGACCAAGGGCUCGUCAGCGCGCAAUGACAUCAGCGAGAAGGCGGUGGCCUCCAGCACCACCUCAAACGCUGAGGACGAGAGUUCAGGGACGCCUUACCACCGCGAGAGGCGCAAUGCUAUCAGCUCCCAGGCCCCGACGCCCGGCGCCCCCGACAGGAACGUAAACGAGGAGCCCUCCACCUCCACGGAGGAACGGCCCUCGCUUCUCAAGAAGGAGCUGCACGGUUCCCUACCCCACCUGGCCGACCACGCCCUGCCCUACCGAGGCACUCUGUUCGCGAUGGACCCCCGCAACGGCUACCUAGAUUCACACUAUCCUGCACCGCAGUUCUUCCCUACCUUCCAUCAUCCUGUGCCGAUUGACGACAGACAUGCCCAGGGACGUUACAUCUACGAGCCUUCCCCUGUGCCCCCUCUUCAUGUGCCUCCUGCGCUGGCGGGCAGUCCGGCUUUCUCCGACAUCUCCCUCAUCCGGAUCUCGCCACAGCGGAACCCCUCCGUGGGGGCGGAGUCGCCCUUUCACCCUCCACACCCCUACAUUAACCCAUACAUGGACUACAUCCGCUCACUCCACAGCAGCCCCUCCAUCUCCGUUCUGUCAGCCACCCGGGGCCUCAGCCCUGCAGAUGCCCCUCACACGAGUCUGACCACGGCUGAGUACUACCACCAGAUGGCUCUGCUGGCGGGCCACCGUAGCCCGUACACGACCGACCUGCUCCCUUCUGUGGCGUCCACGGCCGGCGCCAGCAGCGCCAGCGCCCUGCACAUGGAAUACCUGCAGGCAAUGGACAGCUCUCGCUUCCCGAGCCCGAGGCUGCCAUCACGGCCCAGCAGGAAGCGCCCCCUGCCCAUCUCGCCCCUUUCCGAGCACAGCUUUGACCUGCAGACAAUGAUUCGCAACUCGCCCAACUCUCUCGUCACCAUGCUGAACAACUCCCGCUCCAGCUCCUCCACCAGCGGCUCCUACGGUCACCUCUCUGCUGGAGCCAUCAGCCCGGCGUUAAGCUUCGCCUACCCUCCGACCCCAGUGGCUCUGCACGUGCACCAGCAGCUGAUUGGCCGCCAACCGGGCAUCGUGGGCUCCGCCUUCGGCCACAGCCCGCCCCUCAUCCACCCGACGCCGGCCUUCGCCACCCAGAGGCCCGUACCCGGCAUCCCCCCCUCUGGGCUCAGCGCCAGCGAGCGCUCUGUCGUCUCCAACGACUCCUCACAGACCAAACCAACGAGUGAAUCUGCUGUGAGCAGCACAGGAGACCCGAUGCACCACAAACGCUCCAAAAUGAAACCAGAGGAAGAGUUGCCGAGCCCAGGUGCAGUGAGCGUACAGGACCAUCCUGACGGCAUGACCCUGGUGAAGGAGGAGGGAGACAAGGAUGAGAACAAACAGGAGCCAGAGGUGGUUUAUGAGACGAACUGUCACUGGGAGAACUGUUGCCGCGAGUUUGACACGCAGGAGCAGCUAGUACAACACAUCAACAAUGACCACAUCCAUGGGGAAAAGAAGGAGUUCGUGUGUCGGUGGGAGGAAUGCUCUCGAGAGCAGAAGCCCUUCAAGGCACAGUACAUGCUGGUGGUCCACAUGCGCAGGCAUACUGGGGAAAAACCACACAAGUGCACAUUUGAGGGCUGUACCAAGGCCUACUCCCGUCUGGAAAACCUUAAGACUCACUUGCGUUCCCAUACGGGGGAGAAACCGUAUGUGUGUGAGCACGAAGGCUGCAACAAGGCCUUUUCCAACGCCUCAGAUCGGGCGAAACAUCAGAAUCGCACGCACUCGAAUGAGAAACCGUAUGUGUGUAAAAUCCCGGGCUGCACCAAGCGCUACACGGACCCCAGCUCCUUGCGCAAGCACGUGAAGACGGUGCACGGUCCGGAGGCGCACGUCACCAAGAAACAGCGUGGAGAUUACCCACGCCCUCCGCCCCAGCCCCGGGAGCCAGGGGGCAACGGCCAGGGCCGGUCGCCAGGGCAACUGCCCCUGAGCGGGUAUACAGACCAAAGGGAGUACAACCACGCUACCUCAAAACAAGAUGAAUGUCUGCAGGUCAAGUCCAUCAAGACAGAGAAGCCCAUGACGUCUCAGCCAAGCCCUGGCGGUCAGUCUACAUGCAGCAGUGACCAGUCCCCCAUCAGCACCUAUCCCAGCAGUGGAGUCCAGCUUGCUGUGAGCGCCGGACGCUCGCCAGGGGAGGGGCUGGAGGAGGACGAGGAGAAAGAGGAAAACGAAGAGGAGGCAGAGGAGGAGUGUGAGGGUGAGCCAGCCCCCAUUAUGGACUCCACGGUCUCCACGGCGACCGCGGCCAUGCUGACCCUGCAGGCGAGGCGAAGUGUCGGCCGCCCCCUGCGCUGGAUGGAGCACAUCAAGAUGGAGCGGCUGAAGCAGGUGAAUGGAGCGCUGCCCAGGCUGGGGCCCCUGUCCCCUACACCGCCCCCCAAAGGUUCCACAUUACCCAACAUCCUGGGGAAGGGAUCCUGUCUGGGCAGGCAGUGGGGGGUGUCUGCGCCACAGCCGCCUGCUCAUGCUGAGCUGGGCAGCACAGAGCUAACAGUGCUCAACUUGCUCCGAGACCGGCGUGACAGCAGCGGUAGCGCCACCAGUUCGGCCUAUCUGAGUAGCAGCCGACGCUCCUCAGGCAUCUCCCCCUGCUUCUCCAGCCGACGCUCCAGCCAGGCUUCCCAAAGUGAGGGUACGAUGGCGGUCGGCCACCACCGCCGCCUCCACAACCUCAGCUCCACCGACUCUUACGACCCCAUCUCCACUGACGCCUCCCGCCGGUCCAGCGAGGCCAGCCAGUACGGAGGUGGGGCAGGAGGAGGGGGUGGAGGGAUAUUCUCAGGCGGGGGCUGUGGAGGUGUAGGAGGAGUAGGCAUGGGAGGAGGAGGGGGCUCACGGGGCAUGCUUAAUUUAACCCCAGCGCAGCACUACCACCUUAAAGCCAAGUAUGCAGCAGCAACUGGCGGCCCGCCUCCUACGCCUCUGCCCAACAUGGAGCGCAUGAGCUUGAAGACUCGCAUGGCCAUGAUGGAUGAGGGUGGUAGCAACCACUGUUUGCCGCCUCUAGUCAGGCCACAUCGUUGCAGUGAAGGCACCAAUGGGUACACUAAUGGGUAUAUGGGACACGCAGGUUACAGGAGGAGGGUCCUCUAUCCUGGUGAGGGACCACUGAAUGGGAACCGGAGGGCCAGUGACCCGGUCCGGACGCAGGCUCCUGAUUUUUGCAGUUUGCCCCCAGUGCAACGCUUCAACAGCCUUAACAACCUCCACCCUCUUCCACCUCUGUCCCAUCAUUCUACACCUGAAACCCGCAACUUUAGCCUACAGAACUACACGCGCUCAGAGGGCAACCUGCAGAGAGGUCUGCAGCACUCACCGUACACUCCCAGCAUCGCAGAACAUGCAGCCUUAGAAGCCCUGGCCAUGGAGGAUGACGGGGAGGCUGGCCUGUUGCUUGGGGAUGAGGAUAUGCUACCAGAUGACCUGGUGCAGUAUCUCCACUCCCAGGUUCAAGUGGACGGUGGCUCCUACAUGCACAUUGAGGACCAAAUAGCUUCUAGCCAAAGGGACACCUCUCAUCCAUCCAUGGAGGAGUUGGUACAGAUGCAGACAUCAGGGUUGAACUUCGCCUUCCCUGGGUCCCAUAAUCUCCAGCAGCAGCAGAUGGCAGAGAGGAAGAGCCCCAGUAAGCUUCCCAUCCAGUGGAAUGAAGUGAGCUCUGGGAGUGCUGACAGGUCUCCUCAGAGAGGACAACACCACCAGACACAGUGUGGAAGGUGGUCGGGCGCAGAACACGGACCCAUAUCUGCACCUUUUGGCAGGUUUGGAAACAUGGUGGUUCAGCAGCAAGUGUCCCUUGAUUUCCAGAACAGUUGUUCCCAAGCUAAUCAGUCUCAGAGUGCUUGCUGUGUCAACGCCGGGGUGAAGCUAGAAACGUCGCCUAACUCCUGCAUGGACAUGAGAGGUACUAAUCACAACUCAACAAACACCUUUGGCAGGCCUAACUUCUCACAGAUCAUCGAUGAGCCUCUUCCCCCGGGCUUCAAACAGCAGGCCUCCAAUGGACCUCAAAAACAGAGCCACUUCCAGCAGAACCACAACAGUAGCACCUCUUGUCAAGUUGGGAACAACCUAAACCAUAACAGGGGCUCCAUGGACAACCUCCCCAGCCUCUCCCAGGGAACUGCUCUUCUUCAUCACAAUCGGCAGGUCCAUGCCCCUCGCCCACCAAUCAACAGUUACAGGAACUUGGUCAGGACCCAGCAGUACCUCGGUGCUGAGAGCGCCAAUGAAAUCCAGGGUAGCCUCAACCAGCAGCAACAACUGCAAAGGAGUGGGGACCAUUGUUCCCUGGCACAUCAGGUAUCUGGGCUGAAACUGGAGGCCCCAGACCAUGGAUACUUAGAGCAGGGCUUUGGUGACUGCCUCUCAUACGAACCAGCGGAUCGCAAGGCCCCCUCAUUCCCUGUCCUGGAGGACCAGUGCUUGCUUGACUCCAUGGCUGAGUCAGAAGUGGGACAAGGUGUUGGCACUGGUAACGGGAACUCAGUUGCUCUUCUCUCCCCUGGUGCAGACCAGGUAACCAGCACAGUGGAAGGCAAUGUGCCUGGUGUAUUAGAUGAGGGUGUAAGUCUGGACUUUGGUGCCAUGCUGGAGGAUGGCUAUGAUCAGGGUAGCUUGGUCUCAGGGGUGCUGAGUCCCUCUAUCUUCCAGGGUCUAUCCAGGACCUCAUCACGCCUGACCACCCCUCGAGCAUCCACAACCUUCCACAGCGUGGCCCCUGGCCUAAACAACAUGGCCAUUGGAGACAUGAGCUCUCUCCUCACCACCCUUGCUGAGGAGAGUAAGUUCCUGGCUAUCAUGCAGUAGUGUCUCUCUCUCUCUCUGCUUUCUCCUCCCUAAGGAAAAAUGGAAAAAAAGGAAGAGAAAAACUCUGGUGUAUGUGAAGAUUAAGAAAAAAGUGGCAAUUAUGAAAACUUUAUUCUGUACUUAAAGUGUUCUAGAACAGGCAGUUGCCAAAACUCAUUUAUUUUGUAAAAAAUGUCAUCCCACACAGAAACGGGAUGUGUCAAAAUUAUGUAUAGUUAAUAAAUAGUUAUAUUCCUUUUCUGGAAUGAAGGCUAUUUUUGGAAGCCCUUCUCUUUGUAUUACUAUGUGAUGGGGAGCAAAAGCUCACGUCUUUGAAAACAGUAUUCUGUGUAUUGUCACUGUUUUUGCUGUACACACUGUUGGUAAAGAAAAAAAAAUGCAUGCAUUUGAGGUUAAACAUUCAACACUGUCUAUAUAAAUACAUAGACUAGCCCAUGUGCCAAGUAUCUACCGUUCCGAUCCCACAGGUACAAAAUCGGUAAAUCCAUUCUUGUUCCAGCAGGUGAGACAUGGGUCAUGUAUUUAACAGGCCCUGCUGAUAACUUUAUAUAUCAUAGGUUUUAAUAAGUGGUAUAUUUACAUUCGUUGUCAUUUUGUUUGUAUGUUACUUUUGUGAAUCUGUAAAUGUUUCAGUGCUUCUACCAACUUUUACCAAGUGGUGUUUUUGUCCAGAUGGUAUCGAGUCCAAAAAAUGAUGGACAACACAUCCAAGUCUUCAAGGCACCGUAGAUAGUCGUCUACUUGAUAUCUAAAUGGCUUGAUUUAGUUAGUCUGGUAAGGUACUCAGUGUAUAUAACAGUGUUUUUAUAUUCUGUUUGUGAUAAUCUGUUUUUCGAUGUUGGAUUGCACGGUUGUUCGGAGCUGAUGUGAAAAUGGACAUUUUCUCCUCAAUGAUCAGAGGUCCCAUUUGGUGCUUUAUGUUUGCUUACAUGAAUUGAGUACUUUAUGGUUUUAAUCUGUCUUAACGACCAUCAGUGGUCCACAGCACAUGGAUUUUCCUCUCAUAAUGAUAAGUGCUGUAAAGUGAUGUGUUUUGUUUUAUAGGAAAUCAUCUGUAUUGUUUUCUCCAAAGCUCUUAAAUUCAGAAUGUGUACUGCCAUCAAGUAUUGCAGUGACUUUGUCAGCAGUGUUAGUAUUGCCUUGCAGUUGUAUGUGACUGCGCACAGAAUAUUGAGUAGUUUACCUUUUAUUCAGCGUCAAAGCAAUGAGGUACAAAUUGUUUUACUGUUCUGUACUGUACUGUUUGGUACCAUUUGGUCAUUUUUUGUAGCUGUGCAUUGAUUGUGUUUUUUUUUUUUUCUUCAAAGAAGUAGAAAUCAUUUCCUUUGAAAGAAGGAAAUUACAUUGAGGUAUGUGCCUUAUACGUAUCUGCCUGUCGGUAAAGAGAAAGAUCACUGCCAAUCUUCCAUUGUGAAUUAUGAAAAAAUAAAAAUUAAACAUGUAAAGUGUCUUGUGAGACCUGAAAAAAGAUAAAAUGCUAGAACAUUUAUAUGAGAAAAGUCUGAAUAUCAGAAAAGUUAAGAUUUGCGAAAUGCAUUCUACUUUUCUUUGAUUUUGUUUUUUUUUUCACAUUUAUUGUGCUUUUAUAUAUAAUAUGUAAAUACAAUACUCUUUCUGUAGGUUUAGCAGAGGAAAUGGGGGAGUAUCCUGGGGCCAAGAAAGAACUGACUUUGAAAGCAGGGAUUCCCAGGCCCUGGGUAGAGGCCAGACAGAUCUGGCUCAGAGCGGAGCUUCAAGUGCCCAGCGCUGCCCCUCCGCCAGAAGAGCCACUUUGCUCUUUUAUAACUGACUACAAAUGUUUGUAUGGUUUUAAUAAAA